Messenger RNA from Heterocephalus glaber (naked mole-rat), 1096 nucleotides. RefSeq names its product calpain small subunit 1. Gene Ontology annotation, molecular function: calcium ion binding. The record is from RefSeq and is a predicted model, not a curated record. Lineage: Eukaryota; Metazoa; Chordata; Mammalia; Rodentia; Bathyergidae. Gene Ontology annotation, cellular component: calpain complex.
UGAGGCGGAUCGCAGCCAUGUUCCUGGUUAACUCGUUCUUGAAGGGCGGCGGCGGAGGAGGCGGCGGCGGGGGCCUGGGUGGGGGACUGGGGGACGUCAUCAGAGGCUUCCUUGGCGGGGGCGGCGGAGGAGGUGGUGGUGGCGGCGGUGGCCCAGCCAUGCGCAUCCUGGGCGGAGUCAUUAGCGCCAGUCAGCGAGGCAGCUGCGCAUACAACCCAGACCCCCGCCCCGUGAGAACCCAUUACUCCAACUUUGAGGCCAACGCGAGUGAGGAGGUCUGGCAGUUCUGGCGACUCUUUACCCAGCUGGCUGGAGAUGACAUGGAGGUCAGUGCCACAGAACUCAUGAACAUUCUCAGCAAAGUUGUGACCCGAUACCCUGAUCUAAAAACUGAUGGUUUGGGCCUGGACACAUGUCGAAGCAUGGUGGCUGUGAGGGAUAGCGACACCACAGGCAAGCUGGGCUUUGAGGAGUUCAAGUACUUGUGGAACAAUAUCAAAAAGUGGCAGGGCAUAUACAAACGGUUUGACAUUGACGGAUCUGGCGAGGGAGGGAACGUGGACUUCGACAACUUCAUCAGCUGCUUGGUCAGGCUGGAUGCCAUGUUCCGUGCCUUCAGAUCUCUUGAUAAAGAUGGCACAGGACAAAUCCAGGAGAACAUCCAAGAGUGGCUGCAGCUGACUAUGUAUUCCUGAGCGGGACUCCGACCUGCCGCCUUGCUGUAGGAGCCAACAUGGACCCAUCCUCCCAGGGCCCAUGUGUCUGCAGUCACAUCUGCAUAGGUCCUAUUCCCACAGCCCUUUUUUUCCCCAGCCCUUGGCACCCAGCUUCUCAGUCAGCAGCCGGCUCCCCACAUGCCCCAACAUGCCAUGCCCUGAGUUACCCUGGCUCUCUGACAUCCUCAUAUGCUCUGCCCAAGGGUCACCACACCCAUCUCACACCCUCUCCUUUACCUUUCUCUGUACCUGUACCAAGCCCAAUACUCGUGUUGCUUCCGUGCCCCAAGGGCCAUCUCAGUUCUGGAGGAUCACUCAAGUCCCUGGCAUACUCAUUCACAGUUACCACCCAGGCAGCCAAAUAAACUCCAGUCAUUAGG